This is a messenger RNA of Lutzomyia longipalpis, 5790 nucleotides long. RefSeq names its product low-density lipoprotein receptor-related protein 6 (gene arr). NCBI's taxonomy places the organism in Eukaryota, Metazoa, Arthropoda, Insecta, Diptera, Psychodidae. Bases 322 to 5217 code for a protein of 1631 amino acids. Gene Ontology annotation, molecular function: protein binding. The transcript has 7 exons. The record is from RefSeq and is a predicted model, not a curated record.
GACAUUGUUUUUUCUCGGGUCGUCAAUUUUUUCUCAUCUGUUUUUCCUUUCUUGCAUUUUGUGUGUUUUUCCACCUAAUUUUCGCAUUUUUCACGCGUUUUUCAUUUUCAACGGACACCCAGGUGGCCCCCGGAGCCCAUUCCGGUGCAUUUGUGCGCACUUUCCGCGGGGAAAUUGGUGAAAAUUCCGUGAAAUUGUGCGUGUGUGGGGGUGAGAAGAUGAUGACAGAAGGAAAAGAUAAACAAUCUCUUGAGUGUGUGUCUUAAGUGGGGCCCCUUUGCUGUUUUUUCUUCAUUUUCGUGACCCCAGGAAGAUGCUGCGAUGAUUGAGGGUGGAGAAAUGGUCUCCGGGCCGCUCUUUCCGGCAAAAUUCAUCCUCUUUGUGGGACUUUUGGGGAUUUUUCUUCACCAAAAUGGUGCCACAACAGAGACAGGAGGAUCGAUAAAUUUACUCUUCACAACUUAUCAGGACAUCCGGUGGGCAAAUGUGACGGGGAGUGAGAUAAAAAUUGAUGUUUUGACCAAAGAUCUCAUUGAGGGGGCUGCCAUUGACUUCUUCGCAGCCCGGAAGCUCGUGUGCUGGGCCGAUCAGGGACGUGAACGUGUGGAAUGCAUGAAGAUGAAUGGCAUGAAGCCAGCACGGAGGGAUAUUGUCGUGGCGGCAAAGGCAAAAGUCGAUGGGCUGGCAAUUGAUUGGCUCACAGAGAAGAUCUACUGGACUGUGAGUGAGACGAAUAAGAUUGAGGUGACGAGCCUCGAUGGGCGCUACCGGAAGGUGUUGUUUUGGGUGGAUGUGGACCAGCCACGGGGGAUUGCCGUUGUGCCCGCUCAGAAGCUCCUUGUGUGGACAGAUUGGGGGGAAAGUCCCAAAAUUGAAGCUUCCAGCAUGGAUGGUGAUCCCACGAGUAGGAAGGUUCUCGUGAAGGACAAGGGGAUCUUCUGGCCGAAUGGUCUUGCCGUGGAUCUCGAGCAGGAGCUCAUCUACUGGGUUGAUGGGAAGCUCCACACGCUGCAGGUGAUGCGUCUCGAUGGGAGUGAUCGACGCACCCUGGCCACGAACCUCAUCUACCCCUACAGCCUGACAAUGCUGCAGGAACACAUCUUCUGGACUGAUUGGCAACUCUAUGCCAUCAAUACGCUCUCAGGGGGACAAGUCCGGGAACUUUUUAACGUUUCCGUCUCCCCAAUUUCCGUCCGGAUCUGGGAUCAGCGUGUCCAACCGCACGGUGAGACUCCCUGCCAGGUGGCCAAUGGGAAUUGUUCCCAUCUCUGCCUCCUCGCCCAGAAUCCGCAGGGCUUCUCGUGCGCCUGCCCAACGGGAAUCCGCCUCAUUGACAACACAACGUGCGCUGAUCACCCAACGGAUAUGCUCUUCCUCGUCCAGAGAACGCAAAUCAGUCGCAUUUCCCUCGAUACGCCCGACUUCACGAGCUUCCCGCUCAUGCUGAAUCGCGUAAAGUACGCCAUUGCCAUUGACUACGAUCCCGUCGAGGAUACCGUCUAUUGGUCAGACGGAGACGUUCACACCAUCAGGCGAGUCCGUCAAGAUGGUCAAGGACCCGUUGAGACCAUUGUCUCAGCCAUUGCACACGCAGACGGGCUCGCUCUCGACUGGUUGGCACGAAAUCUCUACUGGACUGAUACUGGAAUGGAUCACAUUGAGGUCAGUCGAAUGGACGGCUCAUCGCGGUACGUUGUAAUAAAUGAGAAUUUAAAGGAGCCACGAGCAAUAGCAGUUGCCCCAAUGCUGGGCUGGCUCUUCUGGAGUGAUUGGGAUGAGGAAAUGCCAAAAAUUGAACGUGCUGCCCUUGAUGGUUCGGAGCGCGUUGUACUCGUUUCCAAUGAUCUCGGAUGGCCAAAUGGGCUUGCUCUGGAUUUUAGUGAGAACACCGUUUACUGGUGCGAUGCCAAGACCGAUAAAAUUGAGGUGGUCGGGAUGAAUGGUUCAAAUAGGCGUGUGAUUCUCCUGGAGCAACUUCCGCAUGUGUUUGGAUUGAGUCUCCUUGGAGACUAUAUUUACUGGUCCGAUUGGCAGAGGAGAUCAAUUGAGAGGGCGCACAAGAAGAAGGGGACAGAUCGGUUGGUUAUUGUUGAUCAACAUCCGGACUUGAUGGGGCUGAAGGUGGCACGGUUGCGUGAGGUAAACGGGACGAGUCCGUGUGUGGUUAACAAUGGCGGUUGCUCCCAUCUCUGCUUCAAUCGUCCGCAUGAUUUUGUCUGUCGUUGCCCGAUAAACUAUGAAUUGGCUGCUGAUCAGCGAACCUGCUUCAUUCCUUCGGCUUAUUUGUUCUUCUCAAAAAUGCGUGGCCUCGGGAGGAUUUCCGUUGAACGCAAUGAAGGGAAUUACAAUGAUCAGAUAACACCGUACAAGGUGAUCAGGGAAGUUUAUGCUCUUGACGUAGACGACACGUGGGGCAUGCUGUUCUGGACAGAUCGUCGUUCAAAGUCCAUCCAACGGGCUCUUGUCAAUGGGACUGAUGUUCAGAAGAUCGUUGACUCGGGCCUUGGGCGUCCUGAGGCAAUUGCCGUUGAUUGGUUGGGAAGAAAUAUUUUCUGGACUGAUGUGGAGCUGCGACGCAUUGAGGUGGCACGGUGGGAUGGAUCAAGUCGUAAAGUUCUCGUGUGGAAGAGUGUUGAGGAGCCAAAAAAUCUCAUUGUUGAACCGAGACGGGGUGCAAUGUACUGGACUGAGCAGCAAUUGGAGGUGAUCCAAAAAGCAGGCAUGGACGGGUCGGAGGUUACGACAAUUGCCCGGAAAGUGGGCGAUGUGAACGGUCUGGCCUUGGAUGAGGGCACAAGGAGGCUGUAUUGGACGAGUCAGAGCACACCAGCACGUAUUGAAUGGUCUGAUUGCGAUGGACAGCGCAAGGGGGGAACGUUGAUUGAUCUUCACGGCAGCGAUCCGUUUGCAAUUUCAAUCUACGGCGACUAUGUGUACUGGAGUGACUGGAAGACGGGAGAUGUGGAGCGUAUUGACAAAAUGGCAGCCACAAAUCGAACGUUGAUUCAUGAAAAUCUCGAAUUUGUCCGUUCGCUUGUUGUCUAUCGCACAACACCACCACAAACGUCAGGAAUUAAUCGGUGUAACGUCAACAAUGGUGGUUGCUCUCACCUUUGCUUGGCUAAUCGCAAUGGAUCCGUUUGUGCUUGCCCAACGCACUACUUUCUCAACACAGAUGGAUUUUCCUGUAGUCCCCCGAAGGAUUAUCUGAUCUUCAGUCAAAAAUCAACAUUUGGCAGGCUCUUCCCGAAUUCAACGGACGUUCUCGAUGCUUCCUUCCCGGUUACAGGGAAGCACAUUCGUGUUAUUGAAUUUGAUCCUGUUAUGAAGUUUCUCUACUGGAUUGAUGGAAAGGCUGUGAGAAAGAGCGCAGAAAAUGGUACAAGAAUGUCAACUGUUGUAACUUCGGGUUCACAACCCUAUGACAUGGCCAUAGAUUUCAUUGGGAGACUUCUCUACUGGACUUGUUCCUACACAAACUCCAUCAAUAUCUCCAGUUUAAAUGGAAAUUCCGUGGGGACAAUCGAUACGGGUGAUUCACAAAUUCCUCGGAAUCUCGCCAUUGAUUCCCUCGAUCGUUACCUCUUCUGGACGGAUUAUGGGCAACAGGCAAUAUUUCGGGCACGUAUUGACGGAGCUGCCCGUAUUAGGCUCGUGAAUAAACUAUCGGGUGUUGCAGCCAUGACAAUUGAUUCACAAAUGAAGAUUAUCUUCUAUGCGGAUGGGGAGAGAAUUGAGAGGAUUGACUAUGCUGGAGCCAACAGGCAAAAGAUUACUCUCCUGAAUUACCAUCCGGUGACUUCUUUGGCAGCUUUGAGGGGAAUUUUGUAUUGGUUAGAUGAUAAGAUGCUGCUGGAGAGUUUGACGUACAAUGGGGAAGCAGCAGCUGGGGAUGGGGCUUCGUUGCAUCAAUUGACGGACAUUGUGGCUGUUUCGGGGCCCCCUGAGGGUGCUAUUGCGAAUCACACGUGUUCGCAUCUUGUCAAUGAAUGUUCCCAUCUCUGUGUGGCCAUGGGGACAUUGGCAGUGGGACGAAGGGCGCCUGAGGAGGCGUGUUCGUGCCCACUGGGGUUGAUGCUGAUGGAGGAUAAGAUGAGUUGUGGUACAUUGCCACCGUGUGGUCCGGGACACUUCACGUGUACAUCCCUCAUGCCGGGUGGGCUGUUGGAUGGCGUGAAUAAGGACUGUAUCCCCAUGUCGUGGCGCUGUGAUGGGCAAAAUGACUGCAUGGAUAAGUCCGAUGAGAUGGGAUGUCCAUCGUGCAGUGGGGAUCAGUUCCGGUGUCAAUCCGGGGAGUGUAUUGAUCGGAAGUUUGUCUGUGAUGGGACAACGCACUGUGCCGAUGGGCACGAUGAGGCGGAUUGCUGUAAAGCCCCGCAGGACUUUCAGUGUCCUGGGAAUAAGGUUUGCAUCCCGCCGGCAUCGUUGUGUGAUGGUUGGGAUCACUGUGCCGAUGGGGCUGAUGAAUCGCCCGAUGUUUGUGGUCCGGCGAAUAAUAAACGCUUCGUGCAGACGUCGGAUAAGAAGACAUUCAUCAUUGUCAUUGUUAUCCUCAUGCUCGUGACGUUCUUUGCGGCGUACGUGCUGCAAAUUUGUCGUAGUCGCAUUAUGGCGCACGGAGGGCAGAUGCAGAAUGAUCCGGCAACGGCUCCCCUUAGCCCCGCACAGGCAGCGGGGAAGAUUGCACGGGGAUCGAGGUUAUCCACUGUGGCGGAUGCUGUGUGGAUGUCAACGCUCAAUGGGCGUGCGGGGAGUGCAAAUAGCUACGAUCGCAAUAACAUUACGGGUGCUUCGAGUAGUACAACAAAGGGCAGUAGUAGCCUCAUGGCGUACCCCCUCAAUCCACCCCCAAGCCCCGCCACAACGAACGCCUCGACGCGCCACAGCGGCUACCGUCCGUACAGGCACUACAAGUCCAUCAAUCAACCCCCACCGCCAACGCCGUGCUCCACAGAUGUGUGCGAUGAGAGCGAUAGCAAUUGUACGUCGAAGACAGCCUCGGGGCGGGGGCCACUCCCACGGCGGACGCAUCGAGGCUACGCAGAUGCCGGAGAGCCGUAUCCGCCGCCACCGACGCCACGCUCUCACAGCGACAUUGGUGGCUACGUUCUCACUGAAAGUUGUCCCCCAUCGCCCGGAUCACGUUCUUCGGCGUACUUUUCACCCCUCCCACCACCCCCGUCGCCUGUACAGUCCCCCCGGCGGGACUACACGUAGCCUCCACAACCCCUCAAGGGUUAUAUUCUCUAACAGUGAAAAACUCUCGUGAUAAACUCCCGAAGGCUUUUUUUUUUAUCCUCUAAGAAAAAUAAUCCAUCCGUGAUAAACUCCCGUAAGAUUUCCCGGUUUUCCCGUUUCUUUUAAAGCACUAAAACCUUCAGGAGUUUAUCACGGGAGUUUUUCACUCUUAGAGAAUUCAUGCCCAAGAGUCAGCAGUGAGUAACAAACAUUUUUUUCUUUCUUUUUCAUUUUGAAGGGAAAAAAAUUAAGAUUAAAUGUGAAUGGAGAAAAAAAGUUAGAAAUUAGGAUUUUGUGCCUUGAAAAAUUAAUUUUUAAUUCGUGAAAUUUUUAUUGAGUAGGAAUACCGUCAAGCUGGGUAAGUUUGAAUUAUUUUAGAAGAAUUUAUUAUGGGGAAUGUUGUAAAAGAGAUUUCAAAAAGAAUUUUUAAACUUGCAAAAAAUCAAAAGAUUUCAGAAUUUAUUUUGUAAAAUUUUUUAUUUACAAUUUGCUAGUUUUUUACAAUUUAAUUUUCCAAAGUUUUUUAAGUUUGAGGUUAGAAAUUUUUAAAAA